Molecule: messenger RNA, 1011 nt
Organism: Aspergillus clavatus NRRL 1
Lineage: Eukaryota; Fungi; Ascomycota; Eurotiomycetes; Eurotiales; Aspergillaceae
Exons: 2
Coding region: 1-1011 (336 amino acids)
Source: RefSeq, a predicted model, not a curated record
AUGCCCAAGUUGCCAUCUACUCCGCCGUCCCAGUCCGUACGAUGUCUUCUCCAAGCUCCGCGGCCGUCGAUUCCUCAUUCUAGCCCUCGCCAGCACUUUGUGUGUGCUCCCAUCCGGCCGCUGGCGCAGCCGCGGCAGGGCAUCCUCAAUGACCCUUGGCCAACGCCGGCGCCGCCCACGCUCUUCUCGCAGACGGACCAUAAAGCUUCAAUUGAUGGACUGAACGGGGAGCCGAAAAAUGAUCACAAGCCACCUGAUGAGCGAAUCCUGAAGCUUGGAAAAACCCUUCGCACUCUUUCGCCGCUUCUACCGACUCUACUUAUCCACCCAUUACCACCGGACAUUCUUGCCCCCAGUAUCACACUCCAUUUAUUUCCGUCAACCCACCCGCACCUUCCGACGGUGAAAGGUCGGACGUUAUACCGGGCAGCGCUGUGGACAGUCCCCGUGGCAUGGAGCAGCCUACCACUAGUCGGGAACGUGAAGCUUCAGAUCCUCAGCGAGCGAAUCGUACGUGCAGGCACCGUCCUCGACCCCGAGGGGAGCAGCGACAGCGACAGCGGAGACGAGCGGCUGGUCGUACGGUGGAAGACCGAGCGCAGGAGCGAGGGAAACACCGAUCGACCGGUCAGCGCAUGGAGCGAUUCCGGCGACAGCGCAGCAUCGGAGAAUCUCAGCCACGCUUCCGCAAAGAACGGCAUCAACAAAGGUCUCAGCGUGCUUCUGGGCGGCGAUGCCCCGAUCUUCAAACUUUCGAACGAGGAACAGUUCACCGGUCUGUUCAUCUUUUCCUUUGACGAAGAGGGGCGUAUCGCUUCGCAUACCAUUGAGCAUGCGGAUGAUGCGAACGGGUGGGACCGGACGCCCAAGUUCGUCACCUUGGCCGACUGGCUCAUUGGGAAGGCAAGGGGAUCAUUGGAUCCUCUUGCGCCUGGAUUGGCGAUGCACGGGUGUCAGUCCUCGAGCUAUGCCUUGGGGCACCCGCACCGUGGGUUUUCUCGCCAGCCAUAG